Messenger RNA from Peromyscus leucopus (white-footed mouse), 3175 nucleotides. RefSeq names its product zinc finger and BTB domain containing 2 (gene Zbtb2). Gene Ontology annotation, cellular component: nucleus. NCBI's taxonomy places the organism in Eukaryota, Metazoa, Chordata, Mammalia, Rodentia, Cricetidae. The record is from RefSeq and is a predicted model, not a curated record. Gene Ontology annotation, biological process: regulation of transcription by RNA polymerase II. Gene Ontology annotation, molecular function: protein binding; DNA-binding transcription factor activity, RNA polymerase II-specific; RNA polymerase II cis-regulatory region sequence-specific DNA binding. Bases 107 to 1651 code for a protein of 514 amino acids. The transcript has 3 exons.
CGGCGGCGGCGGCGGCGGUGGCGGGGACAGUUAGGCUCGGCCGCCCGGCUCUGCCUCUCCCCCUCACGCCCCGCCGCGGCCGCACCGGCGACAGAUUUUGUAAAAAAUGGAUUUGACCAACCAUGGACUUAUUCUACUGCAGCAGUUAAACGCUCAGCGAGAGUUUGGGUUCCUGUGUGACUGCACGGUUGCCAUCGGCGAUGUGUACUUCAAGGCACACAAAUCAGUUCUUGCUUCAUUCUCCAAUUACUUUAAGAUGUUGUUUGUCCAUCAGACCAGUGAAUGUGUUCGUCUGAAACCCACUGACAUACAGCCUGACAUAUUCAGCUACCUGCUCCACCUGAUGUACACCGGGAAGAUGGCCCCACAGCUGAUCGACCCCGUGCGCUUGGAGCAAGGGAUCAAAUUCCUGCACGCGUACCCCCUCAUCCAGGAAGCCAGCCUCGCCAGCCAAGGCACCUUUUCCCAUCCCGAGCAAGUCUUCCCGCUGGCCUCGUCUUUGUACGGCAUUCAGAUCGCAGACCACCAGCUGAGACAAGCCACCAAGAUGAACAUAGGGCCUGAGAAACUGGGGCGGGAGCCGCGGCCCCAGGCGCCCAGGAUGAACCAGGAGCCGGUGCCCGAGACCUCGCAGCUCUCGCAGCUGACUGCCAACCUGGCACAGGUGAAUCGGACAAACAUGGCUCCCGCCGACCCCCUGCAGACCUCACUGUCACCCGAACUUGUCUCCACGCCUGUCCCGCCCCCUCCUCCUGGGGAGGAGACCAACCUGGAGGCCUCCUCCUCGGACGAGCAGCCGUCGUCCCUCACCAUCGCCCACGUGAAGCCAAGCAUCAUGAAGAGGAACGGGAGCUUCCCCAAGUACUAUGCCUGCCACCUGUGCGGCCGGCGCUUCACGCUGCGCAGCAGCCUGCGCGAGCACCUGCAGAUCCACACCGGGGUGCCCUUCACGGCCGGCCCUCCCGGGGAGGGCCGUGGGCCCCUGUCGCUUUGCAGCAACGCGGCCGACCUGGGCAAGGAUGCUCUGGAAGUGCCCGAGGCGGGGAUGAUCAGCGACAGCGAGCUGCAGCACAUCUCUGACUCCCCCAUCAUCGACGGGCAGCAACAGUCGGAGACACCGCCGCCCUCGGACAUCGCGGACAUUGACAACCUGGAGCAGGCGGACCAGGAGAGGGAGGUGAAGAGGCGCAAGUACGAGUGCACCAUCUGCGGCCGCAAGUUCAUCCAGAAGAGCCACUGGCGCGAGCACAUGUACAUCCACACGGGCAAGCCCUUCAAGUGCAGCACCUGCGACAAGAGCUUCUGCAGGGCCAACCAGGCCGCGCGCCACGUGUGCCUCAACCAGAGCAUCGACACCUACACCAUGGUGGACAAGCAGACGCUGGAGCUCUGCACCUUCGAGGAGGGCAGCCAGAUGGACAACAUGCUGGUGCAGGCCAAUAAGCCCUACAAGUGCAACCUCUGCGACAAGACGUUCUCCACCCCCAACGAGGUGGUCAAACACUCCUGCCAGAACCAGAACUCGGACGUGUUCGCCCUGGACGAGGGCCGGUCAGUCCUCCUGGGCGGUGGGGACUCGGAAGUAACUGAAUCUGACCAUCCCGUGUUAGCGUCCAUCAAAAAGGAACAGGAAACUGUGUUACUAGACUGAAUGUUACUUGUCUUUUUAAAAACUGUCAUUUUUACAAAGAACCUUCUCCCCCACCCCCACCCCCACCCCCACCCCCACCCCAAUUCGGGACAGUUUCACCAUGGCAUGAUACAAACGGGCCCCACUCCUUCCCUGGCCCCUUAUUCUCCCAGCCCCAUCUCCGCAAGGCUUUGUGCAUUAGAAACCUGGACUAUAUUUACUUUAAUUCAGGGGAUAUUGGAAGGAUAAUGGUCAGUAGUACUCAUAAAGAAAUAGGUUUUGAGAAGUUUUAGAUUAUUUUAAAAACCUACUUGGAAAUAAUUAAGAGUAUAUAAUAAAACAACUAGAAUAUAAUUUGGUAAGCUAAAAUUAUGACUGUCCCUGGGUAAUAAGUCUUCCUUCUCAAAGAAACAAAGUCAGAAAAUACAGCACGCGUCUUAGAGAUAAAGCUGGGCUCUGCUAUGCAAAUCUAGAAGGUGUGGGGAAACUUGAAACCCAAGCAGAUGUUUUUAAUAUUAGCCCUCUAGGUGUCUGAUUUCGGAAUGUAUCCUUUGAGAUUAUGUCCAGUUAAGGAAAAUCACUAGUUAUGAAGUCGACUUUAACAAAAUGCAAAAAGAGUAAUAAUGUGAUGGCAAUCUUCAUUUUUGGAUCAAACCUGACGGGCUGUGAGUUUGUAUGUGAGCGAACACACGGAUACUUGCUACACACGGGAGAAUUGAUGCACAGCGCUUUACCCGAUCGAUGCUGGCCUCUUCCCAGGAUGAACAAGAAGAUGCCGGGUUUUGGUUUCCGACACGCUUGUUUUAAAAUCGGCUUUAAAACACGGUUCUAUAGAAAGUCUUUCUGAACAGCAGUGACAUGCCAUUUCCUAGCAGUGGCCAGUGGUGAGCGUGUGUCAUCCAGCCAGCUGCCUGUAAAACCAGUGUGUGCGCUGCCAGGACGGGACUAUAGAAGUACGCAUCUUACAGGGAAAGCUGUGAGCAGAAAGUGUGGCUUUAAUGAGUGUAAAAGUCGAUGCUGCCCGGUUUGGUGGUGCCCACCUAUAACCCCAGUGCUAGGGGAGGAGGGUGGGGAGUGAACGCAGGAGAAUUGGGAGUUUGAGGCCAGCCUGGGCUACGUAGAGACACCUUGUUAAAAUGCAAUGCCCAUAGUUCACUGGUGACAUCUACUAAAGCAUCAAAAAUAACAAAGAGAAAUCAGGGUGACAAAAAUAAUAAUAAUCUAAUUUCUUCUUGGAGGAAAAACAAUUGAUUUUGAUGUGUUAUCCUCCAGUGUUUUUUUAACACCUGGAAUUUCCCCCACUGGCCUAGCAACAUUAAAAGUUGUUCAUUAAUCUUUCCUUGAGCCAAUAAGAAAACGGUCUCACAGGAUGCAACAGGAGCCAGAAGUGAGGUCUGAGGGGCAAGGGGCGGGGCUAGUGCCUAGCUAUACCGUACGUGUAUGUUAGAAACUGAACAUCCCAUCCUCCUCCUCUAUGUAUAGUUGAGUUUCAGAUUUGUAAGUUUUUAUACAUCCUUUCAUUGAAUAAACAUUUAAUUAAAUGGG